Messenger RNA from Contarinia nasturtii (swede midge), 1090 nucleotides. RefSeq names its product ADP-ribosylation factor 2. Gene Ontology annotation, biological process: intracellular protein transport; vesicle-mediated transport. The coding region runs from base 230 to 772 and encodes 180 amino acids. Gene Ontology annotation, molecular function: GTP binding; GTPase activity. Gene Ontology annotation, cellular component: cytoplasm; plasma membrane. NCBI's taxonomy places the organism in Eukaryota, Metazoa, Arthropoda, Insecta, Diptera, Cecidomyiidae. The record is from RefSeq and is a predicted model, not a curated record. The transcript has 2 exons.
UAUUUAUCUGCUUAUUAAAUACAUAUUUUGUCGACUUGUCACUUAGUGUUGAAUGUGUAUAUCAUACGACAGCCAACGAAACAGAAAAAAAGAACUAAUCAUAUAAAAAAGAGCAAAUAUAAUAUAUAAAGACGAAACCAAAAUUGUGUUUGGAGCGUAGAAAAAUUGGGUACCAAGAGCCGAAACAAAAGGGAAAGAAGAAGCAAGAGAGAGAAAAAAGGGACACGAAAUGGGUUUAACAAUAUCAAGUGCAUUGACGCGUUUGUUUGGCAAAAAACAAAUGCGCAUUCUGAUGGUUGGUUUGGAUGCGGCCGGUAAAACGACAAUUCUUUAUAAAUUGAAGUUAGGCGAAAUUGUGACGACCAUUCCAACGAUCGGUUUCAACGUUGAAACGGUUGAUUAUAAAAAUAUUUGCUUUACCGUUUGGGAUGUUGGCGGCCAAGAUAAAAUUCGACCAUUAUGGCGACAUUAUUUUCAAAAUACACAAGGUCUCAUCUUUGUUGUCGAUUCAAACGAUCGCGAACGUAUUGCCGAAGCGGAAAAAGAGCUUAAAGGCAUGCUCAAAGAAGAUGAACUACGUGAUGCCGUUGUUUUGGUAUUUGCUAACAAACAAGAUUUACCAAAUGCCAUGAGCGCCGCCGAACUCAUUGAUAAAUUGAAUUUAAAUCAAUUGCGCAAUCGAAAUUGGCACAUACAAGCCACAUGUGCAACACAGGGUAACGGUUUGUACGAAGGACUCGAUUGGCUAUCAAAUGAAUUGGCCAAAAAGUGAUGUGUACUUGUGUCUAUAUGUGCGCGUGUGUAACAACCAUCUCACAUUCCUCAAAAGAUGAAAAACAACACGAACCAGCUAAUAAGAUACACGCAAAAUAAACACACUGAAUUUUAUGAAGAAACAUGAAAUAAAUCUUUGUCUUUAAUGAAACACGUAAUAUGUUCCACGAACGCAAAUAAUGAUUUAUAUUUAAAGAAAAGAAAAAAAAAUAAAUGAGAUGACAGAAAUAGGUGCAGAAAUAUACAGACAAAGAGAGAGAAAAAAAAUUAUUAUUUCGAAACGACAAAUCGGAGUAAAUGAGAUAUAAAAAAAAAA